Molecule: messenger RNA, 1704 nt
Organism: Lontra canadensis (Northern American river otter)
Lineage: Eukaryota; Metazoa; Chordata; Mammalia; Carnivora; Mustelidae
Gene: GRB7
Product: growth factor receptor bound protein 7
Exons: 15
Coding region: 94-1683 (529 amino acids)
Biological process (GO): signal transduction
Source: RefSeq, a predicted model, not a curated record
GGCAGGAGGGGGACAGGUAGUUAAGGGCCUGGCGUCUCCCUCCCUAAACCUGUGGCCCCAGCCAAGUGUUCCGACGCCCAGGGUCCAGAUGUUAUGGAGCUGGGUCUGUCUCCACCUCAGCUCAGCAGCUCCCCAGAAGACCUGUACCUGGCCCCUGGGACCCCUCCUGGGACUCCCCCGCCUCCCGAUGCCCCUCUUCCUGGGGAGGUGAAGAGGUCCCAGCCUCUGCCCAUUCCGACCAGGAAUCUUCUUCGAGAGGAGGAGCUGCGGGCGACCUCUCUGCCCUCCAUCCCCAACCCCUUCCCUGAGCUCUGCAGUCCUCCUUCACAGACCCCCAUUCUUGGAGGGUCCUCCAGUGCCAGGGGGCUGCCCCCUCGAGACGCCAGCUGCCCCCAUGUAGUAAAGGUGUACAGCGAGGAUGGGGCCUGCCGGUCUGUGGAGGUGGCGGCGGGCGCUACAGCCCGCUAUGUCUGUGAGAUGCUGGUGCAGCGAGCUCGUGCCCUGAGUGAUGAAAACUGGGGGCUGGUGGAGUGCCACCCCCACCUAGCACUGGAGCGGGGCUUGGAGGACCACGAGUCCGUGGUGGAAGUGCAGGCUGCCUGGCCCAUUGGUGGAGACAGCCGCUUUGUUUUCCGGAAGAACUUCGCCAAGUAUGAACUGUUCAAGAGCUCUCCACACACCCUGUUCCCAGAAAAGAUGGUCUCCAGCUGUGUGGACGCACACACAGGCAUAUCCCACGAAGACCUCAUCCAGAACUUCCUGAAUGCAGGCAGCUUCCCAGAGAUCCAGGGCUUCCUGCAGCUCCGGGGAUCAGGACGGAAGCUUUGGAAACGCUUCUUCUGCUUCCUGCGCCGGUCUGGCCUCUACUACUCCACCAAGGGCACCUCCAAGGAUCCGAGGCACCUGCAGUAUAUAGCAGAUGUGAAUGAGUCCAACGUGUAUGUGGUGACCCAGGGCCGCAAGCUCUAUGGGAUGCCCACCGACUUUGGCUUCUGUAUCAAGCCCAACAAGCUUCGAAAUGGCCACAAGGGGCUUCGGGUCUUCUGCAGUGAGGAUGAGCAGAGCCGUGGCUGCUGGUUAGCAGCUUUCCGCCUCUUCAAGUAUGGGGCACAGCUGUAUAAGAAUUACCAGCAGGCCCAGUCCCGCCACCUGCGCCCGUCCUGUAUGGGUUCUCCACCUUUGAGGAGUGUCUCUGAUAACACCCUGGUGGCCAUGGACUUCUCUGGCCAUGCUGGGCGUGUCAUCGAGAACCCCCGGGAAGCUCUGAGUGCAGCCCUGGAGGAGGCCCAGGCCUGGAGGAAGAACCACCGUCUCAGCCUGCCCACCCCAGGCUCGGGCACGAGCCUCAGUGCAGCCAUCCACCGCACCCAGCCCUGGUUUCACGGACGCAUUUCCCGAGAGGAGAGCCAGCGGCUUAUCGGGCAGCAGGGCCUGGUAGACGGCCUGUUCCUGGUCCGAGAGAGUCAGCGGAACCCACAGGGCUUUGUCCUCUCCUUGUGCCACCUGCAAAAGGUCAAACAUUAUCUUAUCCUCCCGAGCGAGGAGGAGGGCCGCCUCUACUUCAGCAUGGACGACGGCCAGACUCGCUUCACCGACCUGCUGCAGCUCGUGGAGUUCCACCAGCUGAACCGCGGCAUCCUGCCCUGCGUGCUCCGCCACUGCUGCACCCGUGUGGCGCUGUGACCCGCCUCUGGCCGCCCGGGC